Molecule: messenger RNA, 4500 nt
Organism: Drosophila ficusphila
Lineage: Eukaryota; Metazoa; Arthropoda; Insecta; Diptera; Drosophilidae
Exons: 5
Coding region: 721-1554 (277 amino acids)
Cellular component (GO): membrane
Source: RefSeq, a predicted model, not a curated record
UCUCCCACGCUGCAGUCGGUGGUUCUGCCCGGAUUCAGACCCGGAAUCCGAAUCGGAAUCGGAAGCGGAAUCGGAAUCUUGCCCGGAUUGUAAAGCAGACAAACAGAGAGAGAGUGUGUGUUCGGCACGGUUCCAAGUUUACACUUGCAACAGCAGCAACAGCAACAGCAACAGCAGCAGUGGCAAUGGCAGUAAUGGCAGCAAUGGCAGCUAAAAUCAACAAAAUCAACAAAGGCAACAAAGACGCUGGGCAAAAAGCAAUCAGCAAACACUAGGCUGUAAAAAGGACUCGCAAAAUAGAAAAAAAUCGCUGCUGAAGGGCAGUUUCUUUUUGUUGUUGUUGCUGUUUUUGCUGCUACUGUUGCUGUUGUUGUUGUUGCUGUUAUUGUUGUUGCUGUUGCCACUGCUGCUGUGGCUGGGAAAUUUACGUUGUGUUUUGCUCUCACAUUUCCCUGUUUUUAUUUUUUUUUCAAGUAUUUUUAGUGCUUGCGUGCGAAAUUUUGUUGGUGUCAAAGUUAAACAUUUAACGUGAGAUCAGUGCAAGGACAUUCGUGGCAGCAGCAACACCAGAAGAAUAAUUGCAGCACCACAAGGAAAAUAAACAGCUGCAACACCAAGAGCAACAACAACAACAGCAACAACAAGGCAACAAGAAAUAUUUGCUGCAAGUGCAGCUCCCACAGCCGUCGCCGCCGCCAAGUUCAAAAUCAACGCCUGACAAUGACAAAAGCAGCGACGUGGCGCCCCAAAAUAACAGCAGUGGCAGCAGCAGCAGCAGCAACUGAAGGAGCAGCAACAACAGCAACAGCAGUGCCAGGAGCAACACCAAUCAAAACAGCAGCAACAUCAAGAGCAGCAGCAACUGCAACUGCAACGAAAGCAAUAACAAUCAAUGGGCCCCAAACGACAUGGCGACGUCAACGAGGCUGCAAAGCAGCAACUGAAGCAAUCGCAGCAGCAGCACCAACAACAAAAACAACAAGAACAAGAGCAACAACAACAACAACAACAACUGUGCUGCUGCCACAGCAAAGCCAAUCGCAACAGCAACAAUCGUUCAUGCAACGCCUAAGGGCGGCCAGUCGUUCGCAGGGGGCGUGGCUGCCACCAAUGACGUCGCUGUGGCUGCCAACCGACUCUGUCGGCCGGCUUCUUCUUUUGGCCCUCUGCCUGCUGGCUUGCCUCAGCCCCUUUACAGCUGCACUCGAGGAGGACUGCGUUGACUUUCAGGGCAACAAGGUGAACCACGGAAUGCUGUACGUCCCGGGACCCGGGGUCUGCAGCCUCUGUGUCUGCUACCACUCCGAACCACUCUGGUGCAAGGCCAUCUACUGUGAUCCGCCCUACUUUUGCAAAAACUUCCGUGUUGGCGAGCGCUGCUGCGAGUUCGAGUGCCUGGAUCCACCCGGCGAGGACAAACUGUACCAGGAACGUAUGCGUAAGAGGGCCGAGAUUCUGGCCGGGAACAGUACAGCCUCGAAUGUGCAACUCGCCCCGAUCGCCAUGUCCACCAUAAUGCUGGGAUUCCUGGGCAACAGCUUCCUGAACUUAUAACUUGAAGUCAAAUAGCAAGGAAUGGAGAUCAAUUUGUGGCGAAGCUAAGCGAUGCGAAAUCAGAACCUCCUCAUUUUAUUUGUUUUGUUGCUCCUAAAGCGUAGGACUCUCUCGAGAAUUAUUACAGUGUAAUAAGCAAAAGCCCCGGCCAGAUAUCGAUAGCGAUAUGUCUGAGCAUUAACUUAGAUGAUGCAAAUGGCAUCGUGCAAUUGCGAUGCGUAGGUUUUCACUUAUAUCCCCAGACUUCAAAUAGGUACAAUAAUAAUAAUUUCAAAAAGGGCCAUGGAACAGGCACGAAAAUGAACCCUUAAUUGCAGAACACUCUCGAAUACCUUCAAUGUGAUCCGAAUCCGAAUCAGAAUCGAAUCGGUAGAGCCAGCAGAUAUAUAGCAUAUAUACAUUUACAUCUACCUAAGUAUACAUGAGUAAGCAACACCAAGCAACCAGAACAAACUCAUCAAGCGAACGUAUAAGACAGUCUCUAGCUCAUAAGAUUCUAUAGUAAACAGAAAUAUAUAUAGAAAAUAUAUAUGUAUACAGAUAUGGAAAUCGAUGUAAGCAUAUUGUACAUAAGAGUGUAUAGCUCUUUGUAUCGGAUCAAAAAUUGUUGAUUAGUGUUUAGCUAACUGAAUGAAGGCGACUUCGGCUAGAAAGAUAGGUUUUUUAAUCAAAUUGAAAUUGAAAAUUCACUAAGAAAAAUCACCACGUUGCAUCACAUUAUAUCUCCACAUCCUGCUCCUAUUAAAUGUUUUUUUUUUUUUGUCAUUUAGAGCUGACAAAAUAUCGAUUGAAUUAUUCAACAAUUAAAACCCAUUUAAAAAGAGUUCAAAAUCGAUGGCUUGCCAGCUGAAUUUUUUUUGGAAACCAGACACAUUGAAUACAUUAUAUAUGAACGGUAGGGGCAGUUCGAUGGAGAAUUUCGAUCUUAGAAAACGGUAGUAAAUUACACAUAUCUUGGCAACAUUCUUUCCAAAAUAUUCUAACAGACACGGACACGAAUGAAUCAUUAUCUCUUGCAUUGGUGCUAAUUUUAUCGUAGGCUAAAUGAAUUAAACACACACACUCCUCACUUCGCACACCACACACUCCUCCAGUCAUAUUGAAUCAAAUUCUAUAUAUAUACAUGCAUAUAUAUAUAUAUCAAUUAGGUAAUGUAAUCGAGAGCAAAAGAGCCUAGCAUAUACGACUAGUUAACCGAUUAAAAAAUAAACACAUGUUUCAUGUAAGAAAUUUGCCCAAGGUAAACCUGUUAACGAUCUAAUAAUAAUAAUACCUACUAAUAAGAAUAACUUAAACAAAAACCUACUCCUAUGUUCGUUCGCUCGAUAGGUUUUACUUUUCACAUUCGGAUAAAUCGAUUGCAUAAUCAGCGGAGAGCGGAAAACUUUCGGCGAAGCUUAGUAGAUAUGUAGGAAAACCCCUUCAAGAAGAUUAGAUCUCGUUUCAACUCUAGGCUAAUGACUCUCAAGCCAGAUCCGUCUCUUUCUAUAUAUACGAGUAUAGCAAUCUACGAUCGUAGCGAAUAAAUCUAGAGUUAUAGCAGGACCAGCAAACCAAGAAGAACAUCAAAUUUAAAUGGAAUCCGUGAAAUUCAAUAUAGAGUAUAGGUGCUACCCAAAAAGCGAAAGUUGGUCAAAUUUUUUUCACUUGACAGGCACAUCUAGCAAAAAAUAAUAAUUAACAUUAACGAUAAAAUGCGGGAAAAUCCGAGAAAAAAAGGGGAGUACGGCUGUGAAAUUAUGUUUGCUUUAAAAUGCAUAAACGCAACUGUAAAUAAUAAAUGAUGAUAAGCCAUAAUAUGGUGAAACUAUUCAGAUCAAGUAGAAAAUUCGAGAAAAGCGAUAUGAAGCUCAGAGAGAAACGGAAUAAGAGGAAAACAACUAAUUAACUGAAUGUACAAUUCAAUAUGCCACAACAUCUGACCAAUUAUGAUCCAUAACAGAUAUAUAUAUAUAUAUAUAUAUAUAUACACAAAAAUAUAUAUAUACAUACAUCAAUCCAAGUAUCGAAUAAGACAAAUGACAAAUUUUAAUUAAACAAGAUCGAGAAAAGAUGAUGAGAAAAGGCAGAUUCGAAGCGCGCUUAACAAAUUUUUAACAUAGACUCAACUAACAAAUGCAAAUUGGCUUUAAUUAACAACUAAUAACGAACAAAUCACACGAAUAAUAUCUGAAGAUAAUAUUUCGAAAACAUAUUUGAUUUGUUUUUGAUCGUCUUUAGUUAUAGAUAGCAGAGUUGUGAAACAACCGAAAAACUUUUUCCUAAGCUUAAACGCUUUGCCAUUUGCAGGACCCAAAGAUCCUUGACAAAAUGUUUUUAUAAUCCAGAUUAACUAAAGGCAGGAUAUAAAGUUCCAAGGAUUACAAUGUCUGGAAUUUUCUUUUACUUUGAUAAAAUUUAUUUAAUUUUCAUGUAAAAUAGAUUAAUUUAAAAUUUGUCCAUAUAAAGGGAAUACAUUUCUUAUAAAGCUCAUAACAGUAUGUCAUUUCAGUAACGUGAACAUGAAAGAGAUAGGAAAUCUUGUUAAGAGGAAAGAGAUAGCUUUCAAAAUGUAUUCCAUGAGCUUUAUAUCCUGCCUUUCAGACUGGAAGUUAUUAAUCUUUAUUAUUGAUAUAAUUAUCAUAGAGCAGGUAAUAUUUUACAUUUCUUAAACCUUACCAACCAAAAUCCAAAUCGAAAAACAAAAACAAAACUAUUAAACUUGACAAUUUUCAAUGUAAUCCAAAACGAAGUUAUAACAAGAGCGUGUAAUGGGAAAUCUUCAAGAAAAAUUAAAAAAAAAUUAUUAAUUAAUACAAACAAGGAAACCAAUGUCAUAAAAAGUUUAAAGAUAAUUUAGCAAAAGAGGCAAAUCCAAAAUCAUGUAUGCAUACUUUAUAAUAAUAAUAAUUCUAAAUACCAAAAAAUUUUAACAAAAAUAUACAAAUAUUUUCACAAUAGCUUAAA